AAGGUUGCUUCUGUGCUGCUUUAGUUUAAAAUGUCUGAAAUGUUUCUCUUCUCCCAUUGGAUCCCAUGCUGAACAAUUUAACCAGAUCAGAAUAACAAGUCUGCUAAUCUAGAAUUUAUAAUGCCUCUGCUAGUGACAGGUUGUUAAUAUUAUUAUUUCCACUGGAUCCUAUGCUAAACAAUGUAGCCCGAUCAGAAGAACAAGUCUGCUAAUCUAAUCUGCGAGUGACAGGUUGUUAGUAUUAUAUCCUGAUCUGAAUUUGACCAACCUUUCAGCCUAUCCAUUGUCUGGUCCGAAGAUAGAAAACAAGAAUGCAUGCUGGCCCUACUAUUGCUGCUGAUAAGCAGCCAGAAGCCCAGAAAAGACAUCCCCGUUGAUCAUAGACAAAAGAAGUAUUGAACUUCCAGUACUUUUUCAGCGUUGUAUCCUAAUUUGAUUCCUGCAGAUCCAAGAUCUGGUGUUUAGCCUUGCUCUAAGUAAAGCCAUAGCCUCCAAACAGAUGGUGCAUAUGAAUCAAGGACAAGGGGAAACAAGCUAUGCACGCAACUCCAGUAUCCAGAAUUCUCAGCAGAACAGGAUGAAGCCGCUGAUAGAAGCGGCCAUCGUUGACUUGUGUGGCAGCAGAAGCACCUUGUUCCCCGAAAAGAUGCUGAUUGCGGACUUGGGCUGCUCUUCUGGCCCAAAUGUGCUAGCACUGGUAUCGACUGCCAUCAAGGCCAUCAUCAACCACUGUCUUCAGUUCCAGCAAUCACGACCAGAAGUGUGUGUGCUCCUCAAUGACCUUCCUGACAAUGACUUCAACACGGUGGUGAAGAGCCUGGUCACGCUCCGUCAAAGUAACAACAAGCCUGUUGUUGUGACUGGUAUCGCGCCGGGGUCGUUUUACGAGAGGCUAUUCACUAGUGACUCCUUGCAUCUUGUCUGCUCAUCCAACAGCUUGCACUGGCUCUCCAUGGCUCCCGAAGAUCUGACAAUGAACCAGAUCCCUGCGUACGACAUGGAUGAGCAUGCUAGGUGUGAAAGACUCCCUAUAGUCCGUGAGGCUUAUGCACAGCAGUUCAGGAAAGAUUUCAUGCUUUUCCUGGAGCUGAGAGCCAAAGAAUUGGUCCCAGGAGGCCGAAUGGUUGUUUCCCUUGUAGGACGGCCUUCUAAUGUAAAAGCCUCCAAAUUCUUUCACCUUUGGGAAACUUUAGUUCAGAUUCUAAGUGUCAUGGCCUUAGAGGGUGUGAUCGACAAAGCGAAGUUUGAUUCUUUCUAUGUGCCGGUGUAUGGACCCUCUGGUGAAGAGCUGAGGGAGGUCAUCCAAGACGAGGGCUCCUUUUCUAUCAGGGAUAUGCGGGUAUAUGACGCUACAACUGAUAUGGACAGCAUGCUCUUCACCCCAAGCUCGUUCGUGAAUCAUCUGAGAGCCAUAUUUGAGCCAAUAAUAGUCGAGCAUUUUGGAGAGGUCAUGGAUGAAUUUGUGAGGACCGCGGAGCGGCGCUGGAGCCUCGAGGGCAGCAUGCAAGACGAGCGUGCCAGAAAUCCACGAGCUAUGCUGGUUGUAUCCCUUGCAAAGGCAUGAUUAUCAGGUCACACUGAUAGGUUCUCUUGUGCAAGAAGUUCUAUUGCUUGGCAACAUUGCCUUGUGGGGAUCCGAGUUGUAUGGACAUGUCGUUGACACUGCUUCGGGAGAAAAAUAGAUGGAUGGUAGUGUCCAGGCGUCGAGCCGAACACACCUGUCUCUUUAAGGCUCUGUACCCUGUUACUACCUCUUAAGAGGUUGAGCAGGUCUGUUGGUUCAUGGGAGGGUUCCAGGAGGAUGUUCAAGCAGGCAUAAUCAAAUGUAACAAGUGCUUUGCAAGCCGGAGGAGGUCUGGAGGCAACGUACAGGGGUCCCUUUAAUCUGUGAUGUACCAGCGCCUCCCUCUUUGAGUUCUUCAAAUCUGGGUGCAUCCAUGGGCAUUCCUUUGCUAGCUUUGUUUCUUUGUCCUGGCAAUGGAGCCUGCAAGCUAUGCUCGCCACAUCACUCGGAAGGCAUGACCAGAUUGAGAAGCACGUUGACAUUUUUACCGCCCCCAAUAAGCAGCCAGAACAGUCAUCGCCAGUUGAGCAUCAAAAAGAAGAAUUGAACAUCCAGUGCAAGCGAAGCCAUGGCAUCAAAACAAGUCUGCUGGUUGAAGGUCUCUGGAUGUUAGCCCUGCUGCAAUCGAAGCCAUGAAUCAAGGCCAAGGGCAAACUAGCUAUGCUCCCAACUCCAGUAUUCAGGUGAUCCCCAUGACUUUUUGUACUUCCUAGAGCACUCUGAAGCUCUGACUCUUUGGGAGGAUCAUGUGUUGAAACUGGUUGAACAAGUGUCAGUUAUAUCACAGAGAACAUUCAAUAUGGUAAACCGUAAUAAUCGCUUGAUUUAAUUGCAUGUUAUUCAAAGAGAAGAGCAUACACACUUUUUGGCUUUUUCUUCCCUCUCCAGAUCAAAUAUGAAAGAACAAGUACAGCCACUACCACCAUAGGAACCACUACUGAGAGAGAUACUAUGGCUGUUCUAUUUCGUGAUGGAGGUGAACUUAUUGUUUUGUUGCACAUAUCUUCUUCAGAUUCAUACCUGAAAUAUUGAAAUUACAUCAAACAAUUACUUCAGAACUACUUUAGUACAAAAAGCAAUCUUGAAUAGUCAGCUGCCUGAAGAUCACAGAAAGAGAUGCAUUCAAGUUCAGUUCGAAUGAACAUUCACAGAAACGAAACCUCAAGAAUAAAACCCAAACCUGACAACGAGCGAUCCUGCGUUCCUUUUACAGAGGGAAUACGGAAUUGGACCAUUCAGAUUGUUGCGGGACAAAUCCCUGUUGCAAGUGAGCAGUACUAGUUUAGACACCCAAUGCAUCGUAACAGCUGCAAACAAAUAUAUCCAAAUAAAAGUUCUCUCAAGUGGAUUCUGUCGGUGUUCUUCCGUCAUGUCUACAGGUAGAAGGAGCUCCUCAUUCAUGUCAAAUGAAAAUGUCAGAUAUUAUGGACAGACGAUAAUCAUAUUUAGCUUUACAAGGCAACCAUAAUGCACAUUUAUACACUUCCCCGCCAUCCACUAAUUAUCAGUCAAGAAUGGAGUGUUCUGGUGUGAAAACAUGUUGGUUAUGAAUAAGUCUAACUUUUUGGAACAAAUUUGUAUAAGCCAUAGUUAUACUCAUUAUCUCUACUACUUACAAAAGUUGGAGUUCUGUGAGCAACGUGAAGUUAUCAGAUACCAAUCCAGUCAAGUUACUAUUGGAUAGAUCCCUGCAUGAAAAUUAGCAUUCCAACAUCAAGGCACAGGCUACGUAUUUGCACAUGCAACAUGAAAGACCAUCGAAAUAGCACUUACAGAGAUAUUAUCCUCGUAAUGUUAUCAGUUAAGUCGCUACAAUUGACGCCAUUCCAUCGAUAUUUGGCCGGAAAACAUGGAUCACCCAUCCAGUUCUUUUUCACUCCGUACUCGAGUUUGAUAGCCAUCAUUGUGUCAACUAUGAUCACAAAAUUAGAAAAAGGGAGUGGUCAGGAAAAACUGUUUGAUCAUCCUCGUAAAAAACGGUUUGAUCACAGAAUGCAAAUAUGCAGUUUCAUCGCACUUGGCCGCCGCCGUGUAGGUGGUGCCCUCGCCUGGGCGCAUAGAUUGGCACGGAGGUGGAGGCACCACGACUCCACGAGACCUCCUAAGGCCUUGUACAAUGCAAGGUGCUUAGGAGAGGUGCUUCGAGAAAUAUACCAGGCUUUUCUUAAGCACCCGUGCUUAUUUGUACUGGGUAGAUGCUUAAUUAGGCGUCUCUGUUAAACAUCUUAAGUAAUAAAGCGCCUCUUUUUGAAAAAAAAUUAAGCGUCUUUUCUAUAGAAAUAAGCACCAAUGAUUCAGAAAACCCUCAUUUAUUUUUCUAAGCACCUUCCUAAACACCUAGCAUCGUACAAAGCCUAAUCCACACUGGUUGCGCCAUGUAACCCAACCGGCCGCUCACGCGAGCCGAUGCGUCGGCCAGCCUAACAAACCGUAUCUCACGGGAGCGGGUGAGUGGGUGGUCUACCUUUGUUGAGCACUGGCUCCUGUACCCGAUGACCUUGACCGUUGGCCUCUGACAUCUGAGCACUGACCGUUGACUGCUGACUUCUACAAAACUAUUUUGCAAAAAAUAUCAAGAAUUCAAUAAAAAAAUGUCGCAAAUUUGAAAAAGUUCACAUAUCUAAAAGAAAUCACCAAUUUGAAAAAAAUCCCAUGAAUAAAAAACAAGGGUUUGAAAAACUUUCACAAAUUCAAAAAAUAUUCACGAAAUUGGAAAAAGUUAAUGGAUUUGAAAAUUGUUCGCACUUUUUGAAAAAAAGAUUAUGAAAUAAAUGAAAAUGAAAAAUAAAAACAAACAAAAAUUAAAAGGAAAAAACAUGAAAACCGUCAGAAACUGGUCAAAGAUAGAGGGAAGCAAAACCCAGAGAAUUGGCCUGAAAAAAACCCAGUGAUGAGAGUGACCCAAUUGAGCUGGCCCAGUUAAGGUACCGAUGGAAUCAUGCCCAGUGACGAAAAAGGCUGUAACUGGUGCCAUAAGCGUCGAACAGGAAACGGGAGGCACCGUUUUGCUUCAUGGAUUGGCGAGCUAUUUUGCUCUAGUUGGGUCAGGCUUUUAAAGAAACCGAGAUUGUUUCUUUCUCUCGUCAUCUCAUUCUCGAAGCGCUCAAAAUAAAUCUACUCAUUCUCGUCUUCUUUCCUCUUCAGUCAAGCAGUGACAUGGUAACAUAGGAUGUUAUAGCCUGUGCGGAAGCAUGAGUUGAUGUACUGCUGAAACCUAUGAUCAUUUUCUUGAUUUCCUGUGUUAACAUAUGCAUUCAAGUUAUAAAUGUCUAUUCCCUCCAGAUGGGUAUGGGUUUACAAGGCUCAUUUGGUUUGUCUUAAGCCAAAUCUUUUCAAAAUUUGUUGCAAAAAUCUUUUUAAAUUUGAUUAAGUUUGUCGAAAAAGUAUCAACAUCUACGGUACCAGAUCAGUAUCACUAGAUCUAACAUGAAGUAUAUUUUCAUAUUAUACUUGUAUAAAGUUGUAGAUGUUAUUUUUUCUCAAUAAAUUUGGUCAAACUUGAACAAGUUUGACUUAAGACAAACAACAUAAGCCUUGUAAACUUGGAAGGAGGGAGUAGUUGUUUCAACUAAUCGUACAUUAUCCUAAACAUGAUGUUUUACAACUUGACAUGUUUUACAAAUAAAACAUCUUUGUUUGCGAAUGGAGUAAGUGCUCGCAUUUGCAUAAAGAAGUAAGCAACCCAAACUUAUUUAUAAACAAAAACCAAACAUGUCUGCAGUGAACAUUUAUGAGUGGGCAUGGAAAUAUAUAAAAAGGAGGAGGGGAGGCAUCUCACAGUCUUUGGUGGACGUCCUUGGAGUGUCGUGGGGGAUGUUGUUGUAAACCUCGUAUGCAUUGAUCAUCGGAGGCAGCACGGAUGUAGGGCUGGCUGCAAGAGUGAUAUUAUACUUGCCGUCUGUAGUCUUAUUCCAGGCAGAAGAAUACAUAUAAGAAAUGGCCAGGUACGGGGGGCUGUAUGUCUGCAACCACUGGUCGUCGUUCACAUAGAGGUCGAAUAGCCGGAGCUGGGUGUUUUGGAUGUCGGUAAAGUGUAGGAAGAACUUAAACUCAAAGGACCUUUUGUACGCUCUCCAUGUACCAACGUUUAGCACGGUGACAUUGUUUAUAGGACUGACGGCUGUCUGAAGAACAAGGAUGGGUACCGCGACGCUGUUGUCGUCCUGCUGGAUGUGCUCUUUGGUGGAAAGGUUUGCCCAUGAUGAGCUGGUUUCCGAACCCCAGUAGCGGUCAUAUGGAUCGUCGGGAAACCUUCAUGAAAAUAAUAAUUCAUCAUUGAAAAACAAAAUGAAAGUGAACUGUUUGCGUAGUGAGAUUGCUACUGUGUCAGAAACUUAAAAUGGGCCUCCAUUAAUUAUCCCAAGUUUAGAGAAACUUCAGAAGAGCUUGACAAAUGAUAUGAGAAGUUCCACACAUGUUUCACAAAAGUAUUUUGACUCCUGUAAUUCGAAGAAUAAAGUUUUUUCACAAGAACGUAGCAACUCAGGAUGUGUGUGCAUCUUCUAUACACAUAAGAAUGUAGCAAUGUCUUUCAAAAAUGAUUCUAAUGAUCACAUGGCAGAUUCAAAACCUUCAUGUUUCCCAAAAUAUUGCAAAGAUUAUUAAUUUGCCAUGCUCUUCACGAUUAGAUACCACCUUUUUUGUUAGCAUGGCAAGCUUUAGAAAUAUUUUGUUUUGUUCACAUGGCAAAUUUUAGAAAAAAUCUCUAUGUUCACAAGUUUUUUCUUAGCUACCAUGAUUUUCAGAAAAAACAUGACAAAAUUAUGCUAAAAUUUUGUUAUUAUGUGAAGUUAAAUUAUUUUUUGCCAUGGCAAAGAAACAUAACAUGUGGGCUUUGAAAACUUAAAAUAUGUUGCCAUGUCAACUCAACUUAUAAGUCAUGUCAAAUUAAAUCAUGUUUUUGUUGCCCUGGAAAUUUCAUAGUUAGUUCAAAGAGAAAUCAACUUUAAUUUGCCAUGAUAUAUGGUAGUAACUUUUGCCAUGAUAUGUAUAGUUGUCGUGAUUCAAGCAGUUUUUCUGCUCAUUUGCCAUGGUCUACGAAGCUAAUUUUCCAUGUCAAGAUGUUUUUGUAUUUUAGUCCAUGGCAAUUUUAAGAACAAAAUGCUCUAUAACAUGGCAAAUCUACUACUGUUCUAUAACAUGGCAAAUCUAUUGUUGUACAUACGGUUGCUUUGACAAAAGUGUUUAGGGGGUGUCAUUUAUUAGAUCUGUUUAUCAUACCCAAAACAUGAAACUCGUUGUCUUUUUCUAGAGAGAAGUGUUUCUGAGUGGAACUUUUUUAGAGUGAGAUGAUGGCAACUUAUUAGGACCGAAAACCUUGAUCUUGUGAUAGUACCAACUGUUCUAGGUACAUGGCAAAUUUUACCAAAACAAUGUACAUGGUAAAUUUGUACUUCGGCAAUUGUUUUGAUUUAUUUUGUGUGCAAGACAUGGCAGAUUUUGUGUACGCCUUUUGGCAAAUUUGGGAAUGUUUCUACUAGUCACAUGGCAAAAUCACACCUUUUUGUGUACAACACAUGGCAAAUUAGAGAUUUUUUCUCUCCUAUUCACAUGGGAAAUCCAUAACAUUUUUUUGGGCUUCCAAACAUGGCAAAGUUUAGGUCUUUUUAUGAUGCUCCCAGGUCAAACUUUAGGAAUUUUCUCCUUAUUCCUGGAAAUUUUGAGAAUGCUUUUUUACUUUUGUUACAUGGUAAUUUUACUCUUUUUUGCAUAUUUCUAAGAAAAAUAUUUCCCUACACAUUGCAAAUUUUGUAAGAAAAAAUACUUGUCACAUGGAAAAUUCAUACCAGUUUUCUUCCAAUCAUGACAAAUUUAUAUACAUUUUGCAUAUAACGUGCACAUCUUAUAUCUUUUUUAUUUUCCGUACAAUGUUUUUGCCAUGUUAUUCUAGAAAACAUGUGAUUUUUCUUAACUUGUUAAUGAAAAAAUAAGGAGAAAAUGUUUUCACAAAAAACAUGACAAAUUUUGUAAAGCGACAUGUCAAAUUUUGGCAAAACCACAUGGCAAAAUUGAGGAUUUUAAAAAAAGUAAAAUCACAUGGCAAAUUCUUUUUUUCUUACUUUCAUGAUGGCAAAUUUAUUUUUGUACCAUGGCAUUUUUAUUUUUGGUAACAUGGAAAAUUAUAAUUUGGGAUCAUGGGAAAUUCUUUUUUUCUUACUUUCACGAUGGUAAAUUUAUUUCAGUACCAUGGCAAAAAAAUAUAACAUGGCAAACUUAUUCUGUACAUACAUUUGUCUUUUUACUUUUGAGCGAACCAUGGUAAAUUCCUUUUUAGUAAAUUAUUUUGUGGACCAUUGCAAUUUUAUUGUGCACAUCAUUGAAAAUUUAUUGAACAAAUCAUGGCAACUUAUUUUAAUACCACUACAAAUUAUUUGAAUAUAGCAUGGCAGUGUUAUCUUAACAUACACCAUGACAAACAUUUUUGUAUUUUUAUGAUGGCAUACCUAGCAUUUGUUUUAGUCCAUAUAACAUGGCUACUUUUGCUUGUGUUAAACCAAACAACGAGUCGUUGGUAAGGUGAUAUAUCUCUCCCCUCGCGUCGCCCCUGCUCGGGCGACUCGGGGGUCCAAACCCUAGCGCCGCCGCCUCCUUUUCCCCUCCCUUCACCCCUCGCCGCUGCCUGAGGCCGCCGCCGGGUAAGCCCGGGGCGCCGCUGAGGAAGGUGGCGGCGGGGCCCUGGCUGCCCUGCCUCUUCUGCGGGGGGCCAAGGUCCUCGGGGCGGCGGCCCUGUCGGAGAGACGUUACCGGCCCUGCGACAGGCGGUGGCGGGGGCGUGGGCCGGCGAACCUGGCCGUGUGGACGGCGGGUGAACUGGAGGACGGGUGGCGUGGUGCAGCGGCAGAUCGGCAGCGCCAGAUCUGGCCGCCCCUGCCUCCCCUGUUUAGCGAGCUCCUCCCCGGCUGGAUCCGGCCUGCUCCUCUGCGGGCCGCCCGGUCUCGCGCCGUUGGGGUAAGGGUGGCGGGGAUUCGAAGAUCGGGAGAAAUCCCAGGCCGGCCUCGCCGGUCUUGGCGGCGGCGACGCUCGAGGGCACCGCUCCCCUCCUUGGAGGCGCCGUUCAGGUCAGAUCCGCCGCCCCCUUCCCCUCUAGUCUCCCGGGUGAAAACCACAACACUGUUGGGCGGCGGCGGUGCCCUUGGCGUCGCGUUCCUUCCUGAAGGCGCCGUCUUUGGGAGCUAGGUGGGCAUUGGGCUUGCUCGGCGAUGUGGUGGGUGUGUAGCGGCGGAGGUAGCUGGCCGCUAAUGCUCUUCUCCGCCCGUUCCGGCAUCUCUUUCUCAUUCAUGUCCAGUCCGUGGAUUUGGUGGUGCUCUGCUCCAGGUGAGCACUCCGUGGCUUGUCGGGUGCGCUCGGUUCCUUUUCCAGAUGCAGCCUGCCGGUGUCCUUUCUCCCAGGUUCUAGGGUGAACCGCGACACUGUCAACGGUUCGGCGCCUUCGAUCCAGGCGAGGAGGCAGGGGCUUUCUUUGACAGUGGAGCUGGGAGGACAUGGCAUGUCGGGGCCGCUGGCGAUUUGGCGAUGGCGUGCCCUUCCUCACCGUCGGAAGUGCUACUCCUGUGCUGACAUUCUCCUACUUCCUUGGUGACCCGUACGCGAAUUGAGGACCUACACAUCUCCGAGCUGCGUGUCUCCAUGUUCGAUCAUAUUUAGCUUGGUGUGUGAGGCUUGUGAGCUGCUGUCCAGCGUCUUUGUACCUUGUCGUUUUUUUUUGUUUUCUUGUGUUGGUUUCGCGCUUGUAUUACUUUUCCUGGCCGGUUGAUGGCUUUGUUAAUUCAAAGCCGGGCUCCUCUAGAGCCUUCGUUCUAAAAAAACUUUUGCUUGUGUUUUAAGACGGAUUUUUUUAAAUACAUGAAUCUUGAAAAUGAACAAACAUUUUUUCAACAUAUAGGCGAAAUUUUAUCAUGAACAUGGAAACCUUUCUUCCGCCGUUUUUAACAUGGCAAAAAUUGUGAAAUUUUGUUUUUCCCAUACUACCUAUCGCUAAAUUAAUUAAAGAUUUUUCACUAUGUGUUUUUUUACCAACAGUUUUGACAAUUUACUUGUUCACAUCAUGGCAUUUUUGUGUGCUUACUCUUCUUCCAGACAAUUUUUGUAAUACUGUUUAUUUCUACCCACAACAAGGCAAAUUUCAUUUUCUUUUAUCAUUUGUUUUCAAGGGCGGUCAGGUUGGACCAUUGGAGGCCUAGUAUAGGGCAUGUAUCGACGUGGUUCACUCGGGGGAUGUAUCCUAGGGAAUUACUCCCUCUAGAUACAUCCAUUCUAGCGACAAGUAAUAUGGAAUGGAGGAAAGAAUUCACCGGUUUCCUCCGUCAUGGAUUGAACAAAUCGUACUCCGUCCCCUUGCAAACGUUAAAUGCAUAUAUUCUAGUCCAAAAUUAUUGAAGGACUCCAUUCCCGUGAAUCAAUUGGCCUAUGUAGAAAAAAAUUCCAAGAAUCCGGGUGAUGCUCAUUAUGUUUUUGUUUGGUUAUGUACAUUUUAGUUAUGCAGAGGUCGAGCGAUGCUCAUUAUGUUUUGUAUUCGUUUGAUGCUACAUUUUAAGUUAAUAAAAAUGCCCUUUAUCAAAAAA
This is a messenger RNA of Triticum urartu, 10125 nucleotides long. The record is from RefSeq and is a predicted model, not a curated record. NCBI's taxonomy places the organism in Eukaryota, Viridiplantae, Streptophyta, Magnoliopsida, Poales, Poaceae.